This is a messenger RNA of Malus domestica (apple), 1377 nucleotides long. Its product is annotated as transcription factor bHLH96. Gene Ontology annotation, molecular function: RNA polymerase II cis-regulatory region sequence-specific DNA binding; DNA-binding transcription factor activity, RNA polymerase II-specific; protein dimerization activity. The record is from RefSeq and is a predicted model, not a curated record. Gene Ontology annotation, biological process: regulation of transcription by RNA polymerase II. NCBI's taxonomy places the organism in Eukaryota, Viridiplantae, Streptophyta, Magnoliopsida, Rosales, Rosaceae.
AACCAGUUUCUUAUUAGAGAUGAUAAAAGGGCGAGUUUGUUUGGUCUUUUGGGUGUAGUGCUUUGGCUUAGCUAGCUUCAACCCUAAUAAAAAUUUCUUUGAUUUGGGUUCUCUAUUAGUGGAAAGAAAAAACCUCCUCUCCCUUCUAACUUCCUUUUCCCUUCUGAACCACUCAAAAGCCCCUCGUACACUGUCACUCACUACUGUAGAAUCCUCUUUGACAAAUCUUCACUGGAGAAUUAAACAGAUUUUUCAGUAGUUAAAAAGUGAUUAGAGUGAUUAAAGCAUGACAUUAGAAGCUGUGGUUUACCCACAAGAGUACCCAUUUAGCUUUGGUUGCAAAGACUUCUACUCUUUUAAUGGGGGUGGUUCUUGGGGCAGUGACUUCAUCUCACAAGACCAGCAAGGCAACAAUGAAUAUUGGGACUACUGUUCAUCAUCUCCUUCACUUUUGCAAAAUGUGAAAGAUUGGGAUCCUAACUCCUCACCUGAGGCCUGCACAGUUGAUCAAUCUUGCCCAUCAGGACAACACCUCUCUGCCAUGGAAGCACCGCCGCAACUAGCAACAACAAGUCGGCGCAAACGGCGUCGUACCAAGAGCAGCAAGAACAAGGAGGAAAUUGAGAACCAGAGGAUGACGCACAUUGUUGUGGAGCGCAACAGGCGCAAACAAAUGAAUGAGUACCUUGCUGUCCUCAGAUCAUUGAUGCCACAAUCUUAUGCUCCAAGGGGGGACCAAGCAUCAAUUGUUGGGGGUGCCAUAAACUUUGUGAAGGAGCUAGAGCAGCUUUUUCAGUCCAUGAACAGCAACAAGAGGAGCAAGCAACAGCCUUUGGCUGACUUCUUCACCUUCCCACAAUUUUCAACUCGUGCAACACAGAAUAACAACUCAGCUGGGGUCCAAGCAAAUGAGUCGAAUACGACUCAGUGUAACAACAACCAGUGGGCAGCAGCAGACAUAGAAGUGACCAUGGUGGACAACCAUGCCAACCUUAAGAUACUGUCCAAGAAAAGGCCUAGACAGCUAUUGAAGAUGGUGGCUGGAUUUCAAAGCCUUAGGCUCAGUGUUCUUCACCUUAAUGUCACCACAGCUGAUGAAAUGGUCCUCUACUCGGUUAGCGUUAAGAUUGAAGAAGGCUGCCCGUUAAAUACAGUGGAUGAAAUAGCAGCAGCUGUUAAUCAAAUGCUCCGCACAAUUCAAGAAGCUGCCUUUAGCUGAAAGUUUAAUCCUUACUUUGAGUGGGAUUAAAUUUUCUUCGUUCUCUUUUGCAUUAUAUUGUAUGGUGUAUGUUUGCUUAUUGAGAGAAAGGACUAAUCUAAUUGUCUACAGUGAGCCACAAUGAUUGAAAUAAUCACUGCACCAGCAUCUUUCCAAUA